Ceratitis capitata (Mediterranean fruit fly) is the source of this 618-nucleotide messenger RNA. RefSeq lists its product as hypothetical. The transcript is spliced from 2 exons. The coding region runs from base 122 to 478 and encodes 118 amino acids. Lineage: Eukaryota; Metazoa; Arthropoda; Insecta; Diptera; Tephritidae. The record is from RefSeq and is a predicted model, not a curated record.
CAGAAUUAUCAGUUGUUUUAUAAAGAAAUAGAAUUUUACAAUAAUCUAUAUAUAAUUUUUUUUAGUAAAAAAAAGAAUAGAAAUUUUUUAUAACUCUCGCUAGCGUGAAAAACUAAUCAGCAUGUCUACAAACACCAGCGGCGUCUCACAAAACCAAAGUAAUAUGUCACUAGAGGAUUGGACCGAUCACAUCAAUGAACGCUUGGACGUCAUAUAUAAAGAUCUCUGCGAUUUUGAGCAAAGUGUUAAUGCACAAAACGAAACGGGCGAUACUGAGGAAGUAAAGUUGAUGGAAUUACUGGAGGCUGUUAAUGAAAUACAGCGCACUGCACGUAGCAUACGACCCAUCACCGAUACUUUGAAGGAUAAACAGGCACAUAUGCGUGAACAAAUGGAGAUGUUGCAACGUUCAGUGGAGUUGCUGCAAUUGGAAAAAAGAACGCGUGCGGUGGAAUUAAUGGAAGAAGAGAUGGAAUAAAAAUGUUCAGGAUGUCAUACAAAUUAUAGUAUUUAUCAAAUAGGCCAACGUAGCAUUAAGAAUAUUAUUAUUAUUUUUACCUGCAGACAUACAUAUGUACAUAAGUAUAUGCAUUUAAUGAUUGUAUAUUGCAUUUUUAU